AUGGCAUUGACACAAGCAGCCGCAUUUAUUGAACAAAAGGUCCUCGGCCAUGACAACAAUGCCACCACCGAGCAAGACAUCACAAACCCAGGCCGCGAUAGAGCAAAGUAUGCCGACCCAAGUGGAGAAAUAAUGAAAGCUCUUGUGUGGAUGGGAAAAAAUACCGUGGAAGUCCGCGACGUCCCAAAACCCCGCGUAGUAGAAGACAGGGAUGUGAUUUUGAAAGUUACGGGAAGUACGGUGUGUGGCAGUGACUUGCAUUUGCUGCAUGGUACUGUCUUGCAGCUUGAGAAAGGCGAUAUCUUGGGCCAUGAGUUUUGUGGUGAGGUUGAAUCGAUGGGAAAGAAUGUCACGGGACUGCAGAAGGGGGAUCGCGUUGUUGCUUCUUUUCAGAUUGCUUGUGGUGAUGUAUGGUCCCCGAUGCGUUUCCUGCGAAUGAUGGUUGAUGAGAUUAGUGUUACUACUGCAACAAGAAACUGUCUUCGCAGUUACGGUGGAAGAACAGCUGGAAUUUUUGGAUACUCUCACUUCACCGGCGGUUUCGCAGGUGGACAAGCCGAAUAUGUUAGAGUGCCAUACGGAGAUGUUAAUCUCUUGAAAAUCCCAUCCAGUGUCCCCGACGAAAAGGCGUUGUAUCUCUCAGAUGUUUUGGCCACUUCAUGGAACGCUGUAGUCGAUACUGGCGUUGAGCAGGGCGAUGUAGUAGCGAUUUGGGGAGCUGGACCCAUUGGACAAAUGGCCGCCGAGUUCUCCCUCAUCAAUGGCGCAUCUAAAGUCAUCAUGAUUGAUAGCAACUGGCGAUUGGAUUAUGUCAAGUCCAAGUAUCCAAAUAUCGAGACCAUUGAUUACAGUACUCUCCCUCGUGGAACAUCCGUCACUUCAAAAUUGAAGGAGAUGGUUCCCAGAGGUCCCGAUGUUGCGCUUGAAUGCGUGGCAGGCGAGUAUGCCAAGGGCUGGGCGCAUUACUUUGAGCUUAUGCUUGGAUUGGAAACUGAUAGCUCUGAGAUUGUCAACGAGAUGAUCACCUCGGUGAAGAACUUCGGUCGCUGUGGGAUUACUGGUGUCUAUGUCGGCUACACCAACCAUUUCAACAUCGGUUCCUUGAUGGAGCGUGGUAUCCGUCUCAUUGGAAAUGGCCAAGCCCCGGUCCAUAUGUACUGGGAGAAGCUUCUCAAAAUGAUCGAAAGUGGUGAGAUUGACCCGCUUAAGAUGGUCUCCCAUCGAGUGAAGAUGGAGGAGUUGGCCGAGGUGUAUUAUAAGUUCGAGAAGAAGGAAGAUGGGAUGCAGAAGGUGUUUGUCGAGACGAAGUUUUCUGCUCCUGCGGCUGCGGGAAGUCCUGCUUUGACUACGUAUACAAAAUGA
Lachnellula hyalina is the source of this 1362-nucleotide messenger RNA. Its product is annotated as Zinc-type alcohol dehydrogenase-like protein. The record is from RefSeq and is a predicted model, not a curated record. Lineage: Eukaryota; Fungi; Ascomycota; Leotiomycetes; Helotiales; Lachnaceae. Bases 1 to 1362 code for a protein of 453 amino acids. The transcript has 5 exons. Gene Ontology annotation, molecular function: zinc ion binding; oxidoreductase activity.